GAAAGAUAAUAUCAUUAUUAUGUUAUGCAUCGAAAUGCACAAUAUAUAUAGCUGGAGACGCAAAGUUCGGGCUCAGUGGCUCGAUCACACUUGUUGCGCCCGUUGACGUUUAUGUGUUGCGUGUGUGUCCCUGUGUUAUACCGUUGUGUUUACAUAUUAUCAUAUUAUGUGUGCCGUGCAGUAUCGGCCUACCUACCUACAUAGUUGGCCAAAGCUUACGACAAUGUAUUGGACUUGUUUGGUAAUAACUUGCAUACAGUUAACAUAUUGUAAAGUUGUUUAUCCACCAAUUGGAGUUUUAGAUUGGUGGCAAAAUUCUAUAAUUUACGAAAUAUUCCCGUUGUCAUUCAAAGAUUCAGAUGGUGAUGGAUCAGGCGACUUUAAAGGCAUAACUGAAGAAUUGGAUUACCUCGUAGAUAUAGGAGUAACCGCGAUUUGGAUAACGCCAUUUUUUGAAUCACCUUUAGAAUCUGGUGGUUACGACAUAAGUAAUUAUGUAGAUGUACAACAUAUUUUUGGUACAAUAGAUGAUUUCAAAGAUCUUUUAAAUGCUGCACAUUCAAAAAAUUUAAAAGUUAUUAUGGACUUGGUUCCUAAUCAUACCAGCAAUAAACACAUUUGGUUUGAAAAGUCUGUCAAUAAUGAAACUGAUUACGCCGACUAUUAUAUUUGGAAAGACGCAAAAAAUCAAGAGGAAGUGAUAAAAAAUAGCAGUAUAAUUCCUAUUGUGCCAAAUAACUGGCAAAGGAUUUGUGAUGAUGCCAGUGCUUGGAUUUGGCAUAACACUCGCAAACAGUUUUAUUUCACUCAAUUCGUUCCAAAUUUACCAGAUUUAAAUUUUCGUAAUGAAAAAGUUCACGAAGAAAUGAAAUAUAUUUUGAAUUAUUGGUUGGAUUUGGGAAUCGAUGGUGUUAGAAUAGAUGCUUUGAAACAUGUAUACGAAAGCGAAAACAUGAAAGAUGAACCCAUAAUAGAUAGUAAUAUGGCGGUUAACUACAAUAAUUUGAAUCAUAUAUAUACAACAGACCAAGAAGAAAUCUAUGAUUUGAUCAAAGAAUGGCGUCUAUUGCUCGAUGACUUUAAACAAAACGGCUCUACAAGGAUAAUAAUGACUGAAUCAUAUAGUAGUAACAGUGUUUUAUUUAAAUAUUACACUAGUGGAGCUGAAAUACCAACAAACUUUAAUUUAUUAGGAGACUACCACUAUACUCCGAAAGAUUAUGAGAGAGAAAUAGAAAAUUGGAUAACUAAAAUGCCAGUUGGAGCAACAUUUAAUUCGGUGCUCCAAAACCAUGACAAAAAAAGAUUUCCUACUUCGUACGGUACAGAAUUAAUUGAUGGCAUGAACGGUUUAUCCUUAUUUCUACCCGGUGUAUCCAUGGUUUUAUAUGGAGGAGAAAUUGGCAUGGAAGACAUAUCAGAUAAAAUUAAUUAUGCAAGAGGACCUAUGCAGUGGGACGACACGGACAACGCGGGGUUCACUAAUAGCACGAAUGAACCGUGGGUUGAGGUACACCCAGAUUAUGUCACGAGAAACGUGCGGACAGAAAGUUACGAUCCCAAAAGUUAUUUAAACUUUUUCAAAUCAAUAUCGAAAUUACGGCAGACCGAAACGUUUAAAAGAGGAGGGUUGGCGAUGGAUAUUUUUAACGAUACAGUGUUUGUUUUGAACAGAUUUUUACCGGGACAUGAGAAUUACACGUUAAUUAUCAACAUGGAUACAAAUUAUACACAAAAUGUACGUUUAUCAGACCAAAUAUCAAAUUUGAAUGAUUAUUUAGCUGUUGUUGUUGGAUCAGAAAACUCGAAUUUCAACCCUGGAAACUCGGUAUCAACUGCAAAGUGGUUGGCUCUAAGUCCAGGUGCCACAAUUGUACUCACUGAUAGUAUUUCUACAUAUGAAACAGCAACAGAAUCAAAACCUUCAACCAGUACUCAGUUAUACAUAACAUUAAAAGUUGUAUUACUUUGCUUAUGUUUCACGAACAUUUGUAGUAUUAGAGCACAUAUUUUGUAAUAAAACAAAUAAGUAGUUAAAAAGUAUUCAAAAUGUUACACGUACAUUGUAAAAUUUCAUAAUUUUAUUUUACAUUUAGGUAAAUUCAAAAUCAAUUAACUAUAUUAUUAAAUAUUUAGUUAGAUAAAUUAUUUUCUAUCAAACCCAUAGGUGAUAGUCCUAUUGGCUAACAAAAUAUUUUUAUACAUUACAAAUGAUUUUUCGACGUUGACGAAAGUUAUCUUUCGAAUAUACUAUAUACUAUCAUUAAUUGUUAGCUAUUGUUAGGCUAUUAUCAAAUAAGAAAAUAGAAGGUAAGAAUAUUAUUUAGGAAACAUCCCCCUUUCCUGUGACUUUUUUUGAUAAAUAUUUUAAUUUUGAAGCAAGUUAUUAAUAUUGUUGAAAAAUUAUCAAAGAAAAACAAAGUUUGUAUAGGUAUUGUUCUUGGACUUUUGGUAUAUUACCAAAUACCAUUGUAAAAAUCAUUUACCCUAUAAUUAUAGUUGCUAGAUUAUUAACAAGUGGCUACGUUGUUGUACGUAUGUGAAUAAAAUCUUAAGUAUGUAAUAAUAUGUUGGCAUAAGGUUUAGGUACGAGGACCUGUGUCAAAACAGUAAAUUAUUAGUAGCUAGAUAUAAUCUAUACAUAUAUAUAUUAAAUAUAAAAGACAAACAUUGUUUAACUUAUGUCCUUUAUGCAUUCCUAAACCGUUCAUCCGAUUGCGCUAAAAUUUGGUACAAAUAUAGAAUAGAUUUCGGCGAAGAUGGGCUACAUUUUGUUACGAAAAUAGGUAAAUAAGAGGUCCAACUCGGGGAGGUCCUCAGACAAGGGAUUUAAUGGGGGGCAUUGAGUUCGAACCGGUGUUUAGGUGGAUACAUUUUUUGCAUUGUUUUUUUUUUGGAAAUUUUUGUUUUUAAAUGGUUGCUAUGGGUGUUAAUAAUAAUAAUUAUUAUUAAUUGCAUUGUUUUCACAUUGUUUAUUUUUUAUUUUUUCUUAUUUAAUUUUUUUUAUCUAUACACGAAUGUUUGGUUUUUUUUAUUAAUCGGAUUUUAGCACAAUUAGGUUAGGUUAGGAUUUUCCGAUUUUUUAAUAAUUGAUUAUAGUUGAUUAUAAUAGCACACCACGUAGGGGCCGUUAUUUACCGCAGGUAGAUUGUCUACCUGAUAAUAUACUGCUCACAUAAUUACAAAAACCUAGUUAUAGUAACGCAUUGCCGUGUCCAGCUAGUAUAAUAUAUUCAUAGUUAAAUAGAUUCUAGUUACUAGUUACUAGAACAAAUUUAUUUUAAAUUCAAAUUAUCAAAUUAAUUAUUGUUCUUUACUUUUUUUACUAUGUAGUUUAGUACCUAUGUUUUAUCCCUAUGUAGAAUUCUGGACCAAAAGUCCGGGUAUAAAAAUUCCAUGGAAAAAAUGUCAGUUUAGAAAAAAGUUGGACAAAAUGUCUGGAUUCAUUUUUUGAUUAUCGGACAAAACGUCCGAGCACAUUUUUACUGUCUAACAAAAAUACUGAAAAUACAAAAUGGUUAUUAAAUUAUAAUUUAUAAUUAUAUUAUAUAGGUAUAAUAAUUAAUAUGUAUAUCGUGUACACAUUAAUAUGUGAUAUAUUAUGUAAUUAUAGUAUAUUUUGUAAGCUGUAGCCUAUAGGUAAGUAGGUAUAAUAAAAAUACCAAAAAAGUAACUGUAUUACAAAAUACAAAUGUGGACAAAAUGAGACUGUCUCAUUUUUUGUCUUACCCGGGUUUAAGAUAGAAUCUAAUGGAUGGAUAUAUCUUAUAGAUAGAUUCUAUCUUUAGCUGUGCGUCUUACCCAGGUUCUCCUAUAUAAUUGUAUUGAUAUUGAUAUAAUGAUAAUCUAACUAUAUAAAGCAUAGGUAUAUAAAUCACAAAUGUACAAUAGGUAAUUAUAUAAACAAUUAUAAAAUUGUAAAUGAAAAUUUAAUAACAAUUUCAUAUUUUUGGAAUUUUUUGUCCGACAGUCAAAAAAUAAAUCCGGACAUUUUGUCUAAUUUUUUUUUAUAAUGGACUUUUUGACCGAUUACCUACUACCUAUGUGAAUGUGAAUAUAAUAAUUUGUGACCCACAAUAAGUAAUUACUAAUUAGUAGUUCAGAAAUCAGAACACAUCAUAGCCAUAGGGUCCAGAUUUGUAUGCUUAAUUUUUUUUUUUAAUGUAUGAGGAAGAGGAACCUCUUAUUAACAUAGGCAUAACUAGACCUUAAAGUUAGGUGCGCUUCAGAAGUAAAUUAUUAAUAAAAUGUAUAGGGGCUUAAGAAAUUCUGAGUGGGCUGAAGCCCACCCAAGCCCCCCUAGUUACGCCUAUAUGCUUAUUAAAUGUUCAAGCUUUAGCUAUUCAAAUCGAAAUCGUUAUACAUAUUUAAUCAAUAAUAUUGUGAACUAACUUGCGAAUUUCCGUGAUUUAGAAGUAUUUUGUUAAAAUUUUAACUUCACCUAUAAAAAUGAUUAUGAGAAACAUUUUAUAAUAUAUCAAUAUUAUAUUGUGUAGUGACGUAGUGAGUAGUGACUAGACUAGUGAUGCGCUAUUAGGAAUAUUCCCCAAUGAAUGUUCCCGGGAAUAGGGAAUAUUCCCCAACCUCUCGGGAAAUUUCUUUAAAAAAAAAAAAUUUAUUAUUUUUAUGUUAUGUUCAGUAUUUCAAUUACAGUAUGUUUAUUUUUAUUUUUUCAACAUACAUAAAUGAAAUUUGGGUCGUUUAUUUUGUGAUCAUUGUACAGAUUUUAAUUAAAAAAUUGAAUUGUAAUUACUAUUAAUAACUUUUUUUUAAGGAAUGAAUAUCUAAACUGAUAAUGAGCUGUCAUUUGGAUUAUUUACAAAUUUACAACCAUAAGUUUAAUUCAAAACUGAAACCUAUGAUCAAUAUUUAAAAACUUAAUAUAUUGCCGA
This is a messenger RNA of Metopolophium dirhodum (rose-grain aphid), 4892 nucleotides long. RefSeq names its product maltase 2-like. The coding region runs from base 167 to 2017 and encodes 616 amino acids. The transcript is spliced from 10 exons. The record is from RefSeq and is a predicted model, not a curated record. NCBI's taxonomy places the organism in Eukaryota, Metazoa, Arthropoda, Insecta, Hemiptera, Aphididae. Gene Ontology annotation, biological process: carbohydrate metabolic process.